This is a messenger RNA of Priceomyces carsonii, 1500 nucleotides long. RefSeq names its product asparagine--tRNA ligase. Gene Ontology annotation, cellular component: mitochondrion. Lineage: Eukaryota; Fungi; Ascomycota; Pichiomycetes; Serinales; Debaryomycetaceae. Gene Ontology annotation, molecular function: asparagine-tRNA ligase activity; ATP binding. The coding region runs from base 1 to 1500 and encodes 499 amino acids. The transcript has a single exon. The record is from RefSeq and is a predicted model, not a curated record. Gene Ontology annotation, biological process: asparaginyl-tRNA aminoacylation.
AUGAAACCGUUUCUCAAUAGGGCUGGAAAUGUUAAGGUAUUUAAUCCCAUAUGGUACCAAUACCGAAGCCUUGUAGGAUUUUAUCCUACUAUAAGUCAGUUAAACAUUGACCCGCCAUCAACUAAUACAUUAGUGUCAACUAAAGGACAUAUCAAAUCUAUACGGGAAUUUAAAAAUAUAAAGUUCAUUGAUAUAUCAGACGGCUCCGGUCAUGAAAAUUUGAGCAUAGUUGUGAGGAACCCGGAGGUGGUUCUAUCAAAUGUGUCUUUAAAAGUUGGACAAAGUGUUGAAGCAGUGGGAAAGUGGAUUGAAUCGACAGGAAAGCAAGAUUUUGAAUUACUCAUUGGAGAAGAUUCCGACCAUAAAAUGGAAAUUAUAGGUGAUGUUACAGACCUGUACCCUCUUCAAAAAAAAUCCACGUCAUUCCAUUUUUUAAGAUCAGUACCAACUUUGAGACAUCGUACGUCAUCACUAGCUUCAAUACUAAGAUUCAGAUCUUUUAUUGAAAGCAAAUUCUUUGAAUAUUACAAUAAGAACGGAUUUAUAAAAGUGAAUCCCCCGUUAAUCACCAGCUCAGAUUGUGAAGGAGCAGGAGAGCAAUUUGUAGUGGAAUCUUUAAAGAUUGAAGAAGACAAGGACCAAGAAUUGUUCUUUGAUAAGCCUGCUUACCUUACGGUAUCCACCCAACUCCAUUUAGAAGUACUCGCCCUUUCUUUGAAUAGAGUAUGGACAAUGACACCUUGCUUUAGAGCAGAAAAUUCCAAGACUAAUCGUCAUUUGAGUGAAUUUUGGAUGCUAGAAGCAGAGAUAUGCUACAUCGAAGAUCUUCAUCAACUUACGGCAUUUGUGGAAGAUAUGAUCAGAUUUAUUGUCACUGAAUUGAAAUCAAAGAAGAAUAAGAUAGUAACCAGUCAAGAGCAAGAUUUGGUUGGCUCUAGAUUUAACAAAAAUGAAGUGAAAGAGAUGUCUGGCAGAUGGAGCACUCUUCUUUCACCAAAUAAGUGGCCCACAAUCACAUACUCAGAGGCAAUCGAUAUUAUAAAUAAAAUCAAAAACAAAGGGAGAUCAAAAGGAAGACUACAGUGGGGAAGCUCUUUACAAACAGAAGAUGAGAAAUGGUUAGCUGGAUCGCAUUUCAAUAGUCCGGUAUUUAUUACAGAUUAUCCUCUCUCUGAAAAACCUUUUUACAUGCCGAAAUCGAAAUCUUUCGACCCAGAACGACCAACUGUCUCUUGUUUUGAUCUAAUAGUUCCUGAAAUCGGAGAGCUAGUGGGUGGUUCUUUGAGAGAACAUAACUAUGAUAGUUUGAUUUUGGAAAUGAAUAGAAGAAAUAUGAAAAUCGAUGAUAUGGAGUGGUAUACGUCUACUAGAAAAAAUGGAUCUGUCCCCCAUGGUGGGUUUGGGAUGGGAAUUGAGAGGCUUGUCUCUUAUUUAGGUGCAAUAGAGAAUAUCAAGGAUGUUAUUCCGUUUCCAAGGUAUCCAGGAUCUUGCCAGUGCUGA